AAGCUUUGCUGUUGGAGUCACAGGAUGGCAGCUGCUGUUCUGCCCCCCACUUAUGAUCAGUCCUCCCUGUGCCCAGCCCCUCAUAGGAAACCAUGCAGAGGGAAGGAGGGGCUGGCUGGUGAGCUCCUGGCCAGCUGGCUACAGGACCUGGUGACCUUCAAGGACGUGGCUGUGGAGUUCUCCCAGGAGGAGUGGGCAUUGCUGGACCCGUCUCAAAGAACUCUGUACCGAGACGUGAUGCUGGAGAACUGCAGGAACCUGGCCUCCCUUGGGUGUCAUGUUGAUAAACACAGUUUGAUCUCCCAGUUGGAGCAAGAAGACAAGACGGUGACAGAGGAGAGAGGAAUCCUUCCCAGCACCUGUCCAGAUUUGGAUACUGUACUUAAAACCAAAUGGCUGACUCCUAAGAAGCAUGUUUUUAGAAAAGAACAGACUAAAAGUAUAAAAAUGGAAAGAAGUCAUCGUGGAGUGAAAAUCAAUGAAUGUAAUCAGUGCUUUAAAGUCUUCAGCACCAAAUCUAACCUUACUCAGCACAAGAGAAUUCACACUGGAGAAAAACCCUAUGACUGUAAUCAGUGCGGAAAAUCCUUCAGCAGCAGGUCUUACCUUACUAUUCAUAGGAGAAUUCAUAAUGGAGAGAAACCCUAUGAAUGCAAUCACUGUGGGAAAGCCUUUAGUGAUCCCUCAUCCCUUAGGUUGCACGUGAGAAUUCACACCGGAGAAAAACCUUAUGAAUGUAACCAGUGUUUUCACGUCUUCCGCACUAGUUGUAACCUCAAAAGCCACAAGAGAAUCCAUACAGGGGAGAAUCACCAUGAAUGUAAUCAGUGUGGAAAGGCCUUCAGCACCAGGUCCUCUCUUACUGGACACAACAGCAUUCAUACAGGGGAGAAACCGUAUGAGUGCCAUGAUUGUGGGAAAGCCUUCAGGAAGAGCUCCUAUCUGACACAGCACGUGAGAACUCACACAGGAGAGAAACCCUAUGAAUGUAACGAGUGUGGGAAAUCCUUCAGCAGCAGCUUUUCUCUGACUGUGCACAAGAGAAUACAUACUGGAGAGAAACCCUACGAGUGCAAUGACUGUGGGAAGGCCUUUAAUAACCUCUCUGCUGUUAAGAAGCACUUGAGAACUCACACUGGAGAAAAGCCCUAUGAAUGUAACCAUUGUGGGAAAUCUUUUACCAGCAACUCUUAUCUCUCUGUGCACAAGAGAAUACAUAACAGGUGGAUAUGAGUUGUGAUGAGAAAUGACUGGAAAUCUCUAUGAGAAAGCACUUGUUGACCUCUCACCCUAAGACAACCUGAGAGAACUCACACCAGGUAUAUAAGUUAUCUGUUUCUGCCUAACAAAUCAUUCCCUAAAACUUUGACUUAAAACAAGAAGCAUUUAUUAUUUCACAGUUUCCAAAAGGAAUUCAGGAACAGUUUAGCUUUGUAGUUCUGGCUCAGAAUCUCUUGAGGUUUCAGCCCAGAUGUCAGGCAGGGCUGUGGUCAGCAGGUCUUUGCUAAUGAAGGGUCCAUUUCCAAGAUGGCCCUCACAUGCCUAGAAAGUCGGUGCCGGUUGUUGACAGGAGACUUCCUGACCACAUAGGCCUUUCCACAAGGCUACGUAGCUUUACGAUGUGGCAGCAGGUUCCUCCCAAAGCAAGUGAUUCAAGGGAGGGCCACUGAAGAAGCCAUAAUGUCCUACCACCUAGGCACAGAAGGAUGUUUUCACCUCUUUCAUAUGGAAUCGGUCACAGAAUGAUAGUGAUACUGUGUGGG
Molecule: messenger RNA, 1763 nt
Organism: Marmota flaviventris (yellow-bellied marmot)
Lineage: Eukaryota; Metazoa; Chordata; Mammalia; Rodentia; Sciuridae
Gene: Znf558
Product: zinc finger protein 558
Biological process (GO): regulation of transcription by RNA polymerase II
Cellular component (GO): nucleus
Molecular function (GO): RNA polymerase II cis-regulatory region sequence-specific DNA binding; DNA-binding transcription activator activity, RNA polymerase II-specific
Source: RefSeq, a predicted model, not a curated record